AUGUCUUCUAGCAAGGGCCAGUUCGAGCAGGGCUUCCAGCCCGAUGUUCAGCAUCAGAAGGCCCCCGGUCUCGAGUCCAAACUCGACCCUCUCCCCAAGGUCGAUGAGCUUCCCACACCCGAGGGAGGUGCUGAGAAGUACAAGGCUGCUGGCAAGCUCAAGGGCAAGCGCGCCAUCAUCACCGGUGGAGACUCCGGUAUUGGUCGCUCGAUCGCUGUUCUCUUCGCCAUGGAGGGCGCCGACAGCUUCAUCGCCUACCUCCCCGAAGAGGAGCAGGACGCACAAGAUACCAAGAAGAUGGUUGAGGAGAAGGGACAGAAGUGCUAUACUCUUGCAAUCAAUCUGAAAGAGAAGGCGAACUGCCAGAAGGUCAUCGAUGAGGCCGUCAAGCAGAUGGGUGGCAUUGACAUCCUGAUCAACAACCACGCUUACCAGAUGAUGGUAAACGACAUCAGCGACCUGUCCGAGGAGCAAUGGCUGCACACAUUCGACACCAACAUCCACCCCUUCUUCUACCUUUCGAAAUACGCCCUACCACACAUGAAGCGCGGCGCAACUAUCAUCAACAACGCCUCCAUCAACGCCUACGUCGGUCGUCCAGAUCUUCUCGACUACACCUCAACCAAGGGCGCCAUUGUUGCUUUCACCCGAGGUCUAUCAAACCAGUACGUCGGACGGGGUAUCCGCGUAAACGCUGUCGCCCCUGGUCCCGUCUGGACUCCUCUCAUCCCUGCCACCAUGAACGACGAUGCCAUCAAGCAGUUCACCGCUCCUAUUGGCAGGCCGUCGCAACCUAGCGAGAUUGCUACUUGCUUCGUCUUCCUGGCUAGCAACGACAGCAGCUCUAUUAGCGGUCAGACUAUCCACGCCAACGGCGGUACUGUCGUCAACGGUUAA
This is a messenger RNA of Alternaria arborescens, 897 nucleotides long. RefSeq lists its product as hypothetical. The transcript is spliced from 3 exons. NCBI's taxonomy places the organism in Eukaryota, Fungi, Ascomycota, Dothideomycetes, Pleosporales, Pleosporaceae. Gene Ontology annotation, molecular function: oxidoreductase activity. Bases 1 to 897 code for a protein of 298 amino acids. The record is from RefSeq and is a predicted model, not a curated record.